Messenger RNA from Panicum virgatum (switchgrass), 1094 nucleotides. Its product is annotated as beta-carotene isomerase D27, chloroplastic. Lineage: Eukaryota; Viridiplantae; Streptophyta; Magnoliopsida; Poales; Poaceae. The record is from RefSeq and is a predicted model, not a curated record. The transcript has 8 exons. Gene Ontology annotation, molecular function: iron ion binding. Bases 52 to 879 code for a protein of 275 amino acids.
GUCCUCGCUCUCACACCAGACACCACCAGCGGACCUCGGUUGUCCGUGCCCAUGGCGACGCCGCUCGCGACAAGCGGCCCGCCCCUCGCCUCCCGCGGCUUGCCGUCUUCCUCCUCCUGCUCCUCGUCGCCGCCCUCUUCUCUCCUGCUCGGCCGCCGGCCUAGCCGCAGGCUCCGCUCCUCCUCGCCGCAGGUAGAUGCUGCGGCCGCGCAGGGGAAGGGCGGCGAGUACCGGCCCUCCUUCGUGGACGACCUCCUCCUCUCCUUCUUCCGGAGCAAGAUGGUGGAGGAGGUUGGAUGGGAUUCCGAAAACCCUGGGUAUGCCGGGCUGAUGGAGGUUGCAAAUCGUCUCAUGGUCAAGGGGAAGAGUGCUUCAGAGACUGAGCAGGCAGCUGUCAGAGUACUACAAUCAUUGUUUCCGCCUCUCUUGCUUGUUCUUUACAAAGCUCUUUUAGCACCAAUUGCUAAUGGUCAACUAGCUGCCAUGAUGCUCGCUAGAGCGACAGCACUUUCAUGCCAAUGGUUGAUGGGCCCAUGUUCAGUUAAUUCCGUCACUCUGCCUGAUGGAAAAUCUUGGUCAAGUGGGGUGUUUGUUGAGAAAUGCAAGUAUCUGGAAGAGAGCAAAUGCCUUGGUAUUUGCAUCAACACGUGCAAACUGCCAACUCAGACUUUCUUCAAAGAACACAUGGGCGUUGAUUUAUACAUGGAGCCAAAUUUUGAAGACUACAGCUGUCAGUUCAACUUUGGGUUGCCGCCGCCACCUCUUGAUACUGACAAAGCACUCAAGGAACCCUGCUUGGACACUUGCACAAACGCCAGGCGACGCAGGGAGCUCGGCAGAAGUAGUAGCCCGGAUGAGCUCAGUUGCCCCCAAGUUUGAUACGCUGCUCGUGAACAAGUAUGAGCAUCAUUCGUAGAUAAGAUGGUACAGCCCAGUGAUGGUGCCACUGUCUUGAUCCUUGCACGCUGUGCAAGGUGUGGUACGCUGCCCGAACUCACCAGUAUCGUGGUAUACCAAUUCUAAAAGAUUAACUGUGGUAUACGAAUUCUACAUUGCAAUGCAUACACAUGUUGACAUAAUUUCUUUUUCAAAUA